Molecule: messenger RNA, 798 nt
Organism: Carlito syrichta (Philippine tarsier)
Lineage: Eukaryota; Metazoa; Chordata; Mammalia; Primates; Tarsiidae
Product: tubulin alpha chain-like
Exons: 1
Coding region: 167-481 (104 amino acids)
Biological process (GO): mitotic cell cycle; microtubule cytoskeleton organization
Cellular component (GO): microtubule; cytoplasm
Molecular function (GO): GTP binding; structural constituent of cytoskeleton
Source: RefSeq, a predicted model, not a curated record
GUCAACCCAUCAUGUCAAAAUCUGAUGUCUAUGGAAGAGAUUCCUUUAAAAGGUGUGGGGUCUUGGCAGGUUCUCUUACAUCGAUCACCUAAGAGUCACUCUGUAAGAAGCAACAACCUCUCCUCGUCGUCUCCACCAUCCGCUUGAAAGCCACAAAGCAGCAACCAUGCUUGAGUGCAUCUCCAUCCAUGUCUGCCAGGCUGGUGUCCAGAUCAGCAAUGCCUGCUGGGAGCUCUAUUGUCUGGAACAUGGCAUCCAGCCCGAUGGCCAGAUGCCAAGUGACAAGACCAUUGGGGGAGGAGAUGACUCCUUCAAUACCUUCUUCAGUGAGAUGGGCGCUGGCAAGCAUGUGCCCAGGGCAGUGUUUGUAGACCUGGAACCCACGGUCAUUGAUGAAAUUCACACUGGCACCUACUGCCUGCUCUUCCACCCUGAGCAGCUCAUCACAGGCAAAGAAGAUGCUGCCAACAACUAUGCCUGAGGGAACUCCACCAUUGGCAUGGAGAUCAUUGGCUUUGUCUUGGACCGAAUUCACAAGCUGGUUGACCAGUGCACAGGUCUUCAGGGCUUCUUGGUUUUCCACAGCCUUGGUGGGGGUGCUGGGUCUAGGUUCACCUCCCUGCCGAUGGAAUGUCUCUCUGUGGAUUAUGGCAAGAAGUCCAAGCUGGAGUUCUCCAUUUACUCAGCCCCCCAGGUUUCCACAGCUGUAGUUGAGCCCUGCAACUCCAUCCUUACCACCCCGGAGCACUCUGAUUGUGCCUUCAUGGUAGACAAUGAGGCCAUCUCUAACAUCUGUCG